AUGUCCAAAGCCACCUAUAUCCCGUGGUCAUCUCCAGAGGAGCAGAGGCUGCUAGCAUGGUUGUCUCAUAACCAGCAUUUAUCUUGGGACGAGAAGUCAGAGAAGUAUCAGCUUGACUUCGGUCUUGCACGCGGGCCCGAUUCCUUACGCGGAAAACAAAAUCAACUGAUAAGAGGUAUUCGUCGGCGUCGUUCGAUAUCUGGAAGACCGUCGCGUCGUCGCCAUAAGCACGCAUCGUCAGCGUCAUGUGAACUCCGAGAGCUCCAAAUUUUCAGACCCGCCGGUUACUUCGGCAGUCUCGCCCUCAAGAUUGGCUGGCCGAAGGUCAACGGCAACAAUACGCCCACGACGGCAGACCGUGCCAGAAAAGCUUUGGGAGAUUUUCGAUCAACUUCUUGGCAGAUGGUGAACAGUGGAAGAAAAUCUGGCUGCUUUACAAAGCAAUGGACUCAAGAAGUGGCUGUACAGUGGCAUCCAAACGCUUGCGCCUGGAAUUUUGGCCGAAUGAUUUGGUAA
Molecule: messenger RNA, 516 nt
Organism: Penicillium cosmopolitanum
Lineage: Eukaryota; Fungi; Ascomycota; Eurotiomycetes; Eurotiales; Aspergillaceae
Exons: 3
Coding region: 1-516 (171 amino acids)
Source: RefSeq, a predicted model, not a curated record